This is a messenger RNA of Paramecium octaurelia, 787 nucleotides long. The record is from the annotation of a GenBank genome assembly. NCBI's taxonomy places the organism in Eukaryota, Ciliophora, Oligohymenophorea, Peniculida, Parameciidae.
AUGUAAAAAAGCAAUUCUUAUCAUAUAAAAACACCAAGGAAAUAUCGACAACCAAAUAUUAUAUCAUAAGAAUUAUUGUAAAAAUUAACUCAAUCGAAACCAGAAAAUAGAUAGGAGAACGAAUAUUUUGAUAAACAUGCAUAAAUGAAUGAAGCCAAAAAAGUAAAAUAAAUUUCUAGAUCUAUUGAAGGAGGAUCUUAAAGUUAUAGAGAAAUAGUAUAAUAAAGUUUACAUCUUUUAAAUUUGAAUAAAAACAGUUUAGAAAAGGAAUUGAAUUUGAAAAAUUAAAAUGAUGAAAUACAAAGAACAGAAAAAAAGUCAAGGCAUGUCAGUCAUGUUAGUUAAAUAUUGACGAAAAGGAAUAGAACUGAUAGCAAUUCUUUAACUCCAAGGAAGGUAGGGGUAAAUGAUUUUAUCCUAAAUGCAAAUGCUUUUUUAAAGGAAAAACAAUUGGAAAAUCAAUUAGACAAGUUGUCUUAUCAAAUAGUAUAACUUUAAAAUAAAUCUAAUAAACUGGAAAUACAAAAUAGAUUGCUGUUUGCAAAUAUAUAAUAAUAUUAAUAAGAUUCUCAUAACCUAAAAGUAAUAUGACUUUUAUAAUUAGGAUAGGCACUCUCUUAUUCAAAAACUAGAUACAAUGAUUUUAAUGUAGUAACGUUAGGAAGAAAAUCUUAAUUACUUUAAAUAAUUAUUUAAGGAGAAUAGUAAUGAAAAUAAGAAAACACAAAAUUCCCUCCCAAAACUUCGACAGGCAGGUUUAUCAGCAUAUCUUGGUUUAAAUAUUUGA